AUGCCCUGGCUCAGCGCUGGUAUUCAAUCGAGGCCGAGGCUGACACUUCAGACCUGCGGGCUUCAAGAGCAGGCUCAGACGUCAGCCUCUCUAUCCAUCUUUAACAUUUACUCCUACGAGCUGGAGCCAACCUCGAUAUUAAGUAUGGCUGGUGUUAUCUCCCUGGUGUUCGGCCUCUUCGAAAGAACUCUUGAGCUCUGCUACAUCCUCUCUGUAGCCAUCUUUCUAUUCCUUUACCUUCCUAGGCAACCUCCUAAGUCAUUGGCCGAGCCUCUUGUUUGCGAGUCUCUGCCAGAGGCAGCUGCUGAACCUUCAGAUGAUACUACAACCGAAGGUCUCCCAAGGCCGGAAACCCCUGUCAUCGUAUAUUCUUCAAGCUACGACGAUAGUUUGAGCAUAAUUUCUCCUGGGACGCCAGAUGAUACACAGAAUAGUUUCUUCAUGGUCUCCUUCAUCAAUUCGCCUCUGCCGGAACCUCAUUCGCCUGAACUCGUCAAAAGCUUCAGUCGGCUCAAAAUUCAAAGUCAGAAGACUCUUCAAGCCCUCGUGGAAAAUCGUCGCAAGAUGACUGGGAAGUGCUAUGCGGAGGUUAGAAAGCAGCGUCUUCGGCGUGCCCGUGCAGUCACUGUUUCGCGACAUUGUUAUUUCUCGGAGUAA
Messenger RNA from Cyclocybe aegerita, 657 nucleotides. Lineage: Eukaryota; Fungi; Basidiomycota; Agaricomycetes; Agaricales; Hemipholiotaceae. The record is from the annotation of a GenBank genome assembly.